Exophiala mesophila is the source of this 1461-nucleotide messenger RNA. RefSeq lists its product as uncharacterized. The record is from RefSeq and is a predicted model, not a curated record. The coding region runs from base 81 to 923 and encodes 280 amino acids. NCBI's taxonomy places the organism in Eukaryota, Fungi, Ascomycota, Eurotiomycetes, Chaetothyriales, Herpotrichiellaceae. Gene Ontology annotation, molecular function: methyltransferase activity. The transcript has a single exon.
AUUACGAGUAACUUGACGGGUCGUAGCGAUUGCGACAGUUCAUACAAAUCGUGUCCCCAAGCCUAAUUCUGCUGUUUGUUAUGUCGGCUCAGGAGCACUUUGCCAACAUCGCCUCAGUCUAUGAGAAAGGGACAGGGGGUGCAACGCGGCAAAUCGCCACUCACCUAGUGCAACUCGCUUCACCCAUCAGUGCCGAUGCGAAGAUUCUGGACAACGCGUGCGGCACAGGCGUGGUCAUCGAUGAGCUUCUUGCGACCGUUCCAGAUCCCCAUGUGAGAAAUUCACUGAAGUUUACCGCCACCGACGCGGCUAGCCCCAUGAUCGAGCUAGUUAAGGGCAAGGUGGAAGAGCAGUGGCACAUACCUGCCGACAGUAUCACCGCCCUCACGCUAGCCGCAGAGAACCUCGAUGACGUUGCUUCUGACAACUUCGACUAUUCAUUCACAAAUUUUGGCUUCUUGUUUUUCAAAGACGCCGACAAGGCUGCUAAGCACGUGUAUCGUACCUUGAAGCCUGGAGGUCGAGCAUUCAUCACUUCGUGGAAAGACCUUGGGUACAUGAAGGCAGUACAGCAGGCGGCCAUCAAAGUGCGACCGGAUCGUCCCCCACCGUAUCUUCCCUUUGAUUUGGCUUGGCUCGAUUCCGCACAUAUCAAGGCUGUCUUUGAGCGAGCUGGCUUCCAGAACGUGGAAGUGCACGACCAGCAAAGUUCGUACACGGCAGAUUCGGUAACCAGGCUCAGCCAGUCGCUGAUUGGCAUGAUGGAGGGGAUGUUGAAGAUGCAGGGAUGGACAGACGGCGAGGUGAAGAGUCUUGAACCAGAGCUCGAGUGCACCAUCCAAGCAUCGGACGAUGUGCUGGUAGUUGAGCAGAAUGUCGCCUGGAUUAAAAUGAUGGCACACGUGGCUGUCUGCAUCAAAUAAGCACCACUACCCUCCCUGACUUCCAAGGGGAGAAAGACAAUACAAACGGAAUUGUUUUCCUUUGACUGGGCUUUAACUUGAGGGGUCCUUAAGCAGCAUUUUGAUAUGUGGCGAUUGGUGAAUCUGACUGUAUGCUGUAAGUCGUACGUCAGGAGCGCAGCCCACACAGGAUUGAGAUUGGGAAUGCCAUGAUGCUCCCAUAUUGAGCCUUCUCGAAAUUCCGAUAUUGCCGAUUGUGCCUUGUUCAAUUUCAAUGUAUGAGGAACCCAACACAGAGCCCUUCACUCGAACCGACUUGCUCGCGAGAUUUCAGUUCAAGUUAGCGAGUUGAAUCGUUUAAAGGUCUCAAUUCCCUCGCGACAGUCCGCUGAGUGAUGGUUUAAUGAGUUGAAAGAGGUCAAUAGCUAAGCACGUUUCUUCUGCUAUGCUAGGAGUGACAUCCGCACAACGUAUCACUGGGACCCAGAACACCAUCACUAGGUACCUAGCUAAUGAUUGCCAAGCGUAGCCAUUUCAACUUCUCAACUCUCUACUCGCU